AUCCAGCCAUGCCUCCCCUUCCCGGCAGCGCCGAGGAAGACGAGCACAGGCGCUUCGGAAGGUGCAGCCGGCCGUAGCAGCAGGAGCCUUCCGGCGCACCGUUCGGGCAGAGGGAGACGGCCCAGCGGCGCCCAGCAUGCUGGCAGCGGGAGGUCCGCUCGCCGCCCGGCUGGACAGCCUCUUGCCUUAUUGGCUCGUCCUGUCGCUCUCCGGCACUCUGGCAUCGGCGCAGCCGCCGGGGGUCGCGGUCCUCUGCCCGCCGCUCUGCCACUGCGAGGAGGACGGCAUCGCGCUCUCCGCCGACUGCUCCGAACUAGCGCUCUCCUCCGUGCCCGGCGGCCUCAGCCCCUUAACUGCCUACCUUGAUCUAAGCAUGAACAACAUCAGUGAAUUGCUGCCUGGAGAUUUCCAUCACUUACAUUUUCUGGAAGAACUGCGCCUAUCUGGAAACCAACUCUCUAAAAUUCCAGAAGGAGCAUUUUCUGGCCUCUACAAUUUAAAAAUUUUGAUGUUACAGAAUAAUCAGCUCACUCGGAUUCCAGCGGAGGCUCUAUGGGAUCUUCCUAAUCUUCAGUCACUACGCCUAGAUGCCAAUCUGAUCUCUGUUGUACCUAAAAAGAGCUUUGAAGGAUUAACUGCCUUACGUCAUCUCUGGUUGGAUGAUAACGCCCUGACAGAGAUUCCUGUUAAAGCAUUCAAUAAUCUGCCAGCUCUGCAAGCAAUGACAUUGGCGCUCAACCGAAUCUGGCACAUUCCUGACUAUGCCUUCCAGAACCUCACUAGCCUUGUGGUAUUACACCUGCAUAAUAAUCAGAUCCAGCACUUGGGAAUACAUGGUUUUGAAGGACUCCAUAAUCUGGAAACUCUGGACCUAAAUUAUAAUGAGCUGAUGGAAUUCCCAAUGGCGAUUAAGUCACUCAAUAGACUUCAAGAGCUGGGCUUCCAUAACAACAACAUCCAGGCUAUUCCAGAGAAAGCGUUUGCUGGAAAUCCUGUACUUCAAAUUAUGACUUUAACCCAGGCUGGAAUCCAUUUGCUUCCAGGAGGAAUGUGUCAGCAGUUGGCCAGCCUACGAGUUCUUGAACUUGCGCACAAUCACAUUGAGAAACUGCCCAGUUUUCACCAGUGCCAGAAGCUGGAAGAAAUUGGCCUUCAGCACAACUGUAUCCACGAAAUUGGAGCAGACACCUUUGGGCAGCUCACAGCCUUGCGCUCCCUAGAUCUGAGUUGGAAUUACAUUCAUUUUAUCCACUCUGAAGCUUUUCUGAUGCUCCAUUCCCUCAUCAAGCUGGAUUUGACUGACAAUCAACUGGUGACACUUCCAUUGGCUGGCUUGGGUGGAUUGACUCAUCUGAAGCUCAAAGGCAAUCCUGCACUGUCUGAAGCAUUCACUAAAGAAAGUUUCCCCAAGAUACGGGUCUUGGAGGUGCCCUAUGCGUACCAGUGCUGUGCCUAUGGAGCAUGUGGCAACUUCUUCAAAAUCUCCAGUCAGUGGGACUCGGAGGACAUGAGUCCUGAGGAUGAUGGUGGCUACAAGAAAAGCCUGGGACUUGAUCAUUAUGACCUAGACAUGGAUGAUUUCCAGCUAGACCCUGAUGAUUCAAAACUACACCCCAACAUCCAAUGUACACCCAGCCCUGGUCCUUUCAAGCCCUGCGAUCAUCUGUUUGAAAGCUGGGUCAUCCGCCUGAGUGUCUGGCUGAUCAUGCUAGUUUCUGUGCUGUGCAAUGGGCUGGUUAUGGUGGUUGUUUUUGCCUCGCCAGGCUAUCUGUCCCCAACCAAGUUUAUCAUUGGAUCCAUUGCUGGAACCAAUUUAUUAACAGGGAUAUACUGUGCUAUUCUAGCAUUUGUGGAUGCAGUCACCUUUGGUCAUUUUGCAAAAUACGGGGCCAGAUGGGAGAUGGGUGCAGGGUGCCAAGUGACUGGAUUCCUGUCAGUUUUUGCUUCAGAAGCUUCCAUUCUGCUCUUAACCCUUGCUGCAGUGCAGUGCAGCUUUUCGGUGUCGUGCAUGCGGACAUAUGGAAAGGUUCCUUCCUUUGGCUCUGUCAAGGCAGGUGCCCUGAGUUGUCUGAUCCUCUCUUCAGUGGCUGCAAUGUUGCCCCUCUUCUCCAUUGGGGAGUAUGGGGCAUCCCCUCUCUGUCUGCCCCACCUACUUCCUGAUGGGAAACCUUCCAUGUUGGGUUUCAUGGUCGCUUUGGUGCUAGUGAAUACACUUUGCUUCCUCAUUAUCACUGGGACAUACAUCCGCCUCUAUUGCAACCUGCUGAAAGGUGAGUUUGACUCUGUCUGGGACUGUGCUAUGAUCAAACAUGUUGCUUGGCUCAUUUUCACCAACUGCCUUCUUUACUGCCCGGUGGCUUUUCUCACCUUCUCUUCCAUGCUUAGCCUCAUUCUCAUCACCCCCGAAGUCAUCAAGUCUGUGCUUUUGGUGGUGCUGCCCCUGCCAGCCUGCCUGAAUCCCUUGCUUUAUUUACUCUUUAACCCCCAUUUUAGAGAUGAUUUGCGGCUUUUGAAGCAGAAGAGUCAGGUCCAGGAAAGCUGUGCUCAGUCUUGUAUUUCUGAGGAUACAGAGAAGAGCUCAUGUGACUCUACUCAAGCUCUUGUUCCUUUCUCCGAUAUGGAUCAUAUAUUUGAAGCAUCAGAUCUCUAUAGAGUGCCUCGCAGGUGUUCCUCAGUUCUAGAUGCCUACAGCUUCUCCUCAGUGACUCUGAUCCCUUGCCAGCAAAAAGCAGGUGCCAGAGGACAUGACAGUGGCUUCUCCACCCAACCUUCCUAUCUUGCUGAUGAUGAGCUGCUAAUUGCAUCAGAAGGCAGAGACCAGGCAAAGAGCAACCUUUGGAUUGCCUUGUUCCCCAAACCACCUUCACCAGCCUUCAUAUCUCAUUUAUAAGGCUCAAUCCACAUUCUCUCAAUAAAUAAAAGAAUCAUACAAGAUCUUCUGGAGCCACCAAAAGCUUCAGCAAGAGGCUCUUCUAGGAGGAAACAUGACUCACUGUAUUUUUUUCUUCUCAAAACAAGGCUACACAGUCAGCAAAAUGGCAGCAAUUCCUUGGUAACCUAGCCUGUUGGGGUAUUGCUUCCUCCUCUCCUACUGCAGCAAUGUGAAACUGAUAAAGAUAUACAUAGCUGCCUAAGAAAUUAAGGCACCCCAAAGUUCAUAAUUAUUGUGUAUCUACCUGAAAGUCCAAGAAAAAUAGCAAACCCAGGAUAAGAAGAACUCUGGCAAUUCUGCCCUUUUAGGAAUUACACCAUUCUAUGGCUCUUAGUUUUUAUGAUAGGUGGAUCACUUUAGUCCAUGAAUAUCAAAUAAAAAAGACUGAAUUGAGUAGAAACAUCAAGAAGACAAUGUGAUUUCAGCUCUAUUCCCAUUUUUUUUACUAAAAAGCAAUCUUUUCAUAGCAAUGUUUUUGUCUCAUAGCAAACUUGUCAUCUUUUAAAACUGUUGUAAACAAAGCACAUGAAUCAAAAACAGAUUAUCCAGUCAUGUUUAUUCAAUACAAUGCAUGACUGCACAUGUAUCCACCUGUAGAGAUAGGAACAAUUCCCACAUAAUAAUAAUCAUACAAGGAGACAUAGCUGUUUUAAUCAGUCAAAAACAAUGCUUCCUACCUGCUCCUGUAUAUAACUAAGCAUAUUUAAGUUAUUCAGAAGCACUAGGAAUCAAAAUUAAUUAAAUAAAUAAAGCAGUGGUGGUGCAGUGGUUAGAAUGCAGUAUUGCAGGUUAAUUCUUCCCACUGCCAGGAGUUUGAUACUGAUCAGUUGACUCAGCCUUCCAUUCUUCCAAGGUCAGUACGAGGAUCCAGAUUGUUGGAGGCAAUAUGCUGAUUCUGUAAACUGCUGUAAAUAGUGCUGUAAAGCACUAUGAAGCAGUAUAUAAGUCUAAGAGCUAUUGCUAGUGCAGUGACCAUUCAUAAUAAACUCAACUAGCCUGAGGUUUAAGCUUGAACAUAGUGCUAUGAAAAUUUGGUUCAGAAAAUUUAUUUUUUUAAUUGCUUUUUUUCAAUUUAAGAAUAGAAAAGUCAUAUUGCUUACUUUCCCAAAGAAAAGUCAUUCAUUACAAUGAGAGCAACACAGGAUAAUCUAGAGCUAGAUCCCAUUAUAUUCAAUUGAAGCCUCUAGGGGGUUUAUGUACAAGUAAUUUUGGUAGCAGUGUUGCUAAAUUUAUUCUUAGAAGGUACAGGUUAAAUUUUCUCAGGCAUUUAAAAGCUAUAGGUUGAUUAACUAUUCACUCUUGUUUGCUAAGAAAGAUAGUUAUCAACACUAAUUAAUGCAUAUAGGGUGUAGGACUUGAGGUUUUUGCACAAACUUGAGGUUUUUUCUUAUUAACAUUUUAGAAAUCUGAAGGGUUUUAUAGAAUAUAGACAGACUAUAGUGGUAGGUCUGCUUUCAGAAAACUGAAACUACGGAAGGUAAACUGGGGAAUGUUACAGUCCUGCUGCUUUUUUCUUCUAUCUCCUCAAAACUGAUCUUACUAAAAUAAUAAUCUUAGUUACUGCAGUUGUGAUGAAUUGUGAAGAAUCCUGGUUUCUAGAAUUUCACUUUCAUAAAAGGAUAAAAAUGUAAACAGUGUUUUUCUGGGAAUUAUAUAGUACAAUCCCAAAUAUGAUUAUUUAGAAGAAUGUUCCACUGAAUUCAGUGAAAUCCCUUUCUACAGAAAGAAUUAUUAACUGUUGGUUAAUAAUUACUGGUCUUCAAAAAUAGAAAAUAACAUAAGCGAUUUGUAAACAGUCUGAACACACUAAAUCCAGUUCAAAAUCUUGAAGUUUGACUGAAUUAAACUAUCGCAACAGGAAAAGGUUAUAUCUAGUAAAGCACACUUAGGCUACAAUCAUAUAAACAUAUGUUAAUCAAAUGUGAUUCUGUGUAGACAGAGUCCACAUCCUAAUUAUUUUGGAAAUUUACUGCAAAAUAUAUUUAGGGAAUUGAAAUAAGAUUUUAAUACAUAUGUGUGUGUAGUCCUCAACUUAUGAACACAAUUGAGCCUGGAACUUUGGUUGUAAGUUGCAGUCAUUAAGUGAGUCUUCGCGUCACCUGACUCAAUUUUAUGAUUAUUUUCAUAACAGUCUUUAGGUGAAUUACCAUGGUUGUUAAAAGAAUAAUAUGGUUGUUAAAUGAAUCAAAUGGUCAUUAAGCAAAUCCAGCAUAUCCAAAAGGUGUUUUUUUGCCAUUUUCUACCAUAAUAUCAGACCCUGCAUUGAUGGGAAAACACUAGAAUAUUUAUACACACAUAUACAGACACACACAGUCUCCCUCCCUCCCCCCCCUCUCUCUCUCUCUCACACACACACACACUUCUUGAGUCAUUUGUUAAUUAUUCAAUAUCUUGAUCUCUGCUGUGUUCCUGACAAAUAGGUGCUCCUAUUAAAAUUACGAAAUGUGUAGCCGAAUUCUUCCAGGUGCUGUGGGUUUGGAUGUCAUUUGAAUUGUUUUGAUUUUUGUAUCACAUGACAGAACAUUGCUAUUCUUCUCCCAGAUAAGAUUAAUACCAGCCAAUAUUUAGAAAAAAAUAAUUAUCCUUUUAGUUGCUGCUUAAGUCAAAGUCAAAUAACUCACAGAAAGAAUUUCUACUGCCUUGAUAAAGUUUAAAAUCAUGGCAAGAUUUCACAUUAUAUCUGACAAAAGUAUCAAAUGAAAUGAUUUUACAUGCCAUAUGUGUGCUUUUAUCUGUAUAUAUAUUGUGCCAUAAAUGCAAUAUCCAGCAUAUUUUUGUAUAUUAUGUGUAUAUUUAUAUAGAGAGAUAUAUAGCUACCUUCCCUCUCUUGUGACCCUUCUAUAAACUCCUAAUUUUCUUUUUUGUAUAUUAAUUUGUAAAACAUUCUUUAUUGAAGACCAAAUAGAAAAAUAAAAAACACAUUUUAUACUAUU
Crotalus tigris (Tiger rattlesnake) is the source of this 5865-nucleotide messenger RNA. It is a transcript of the gene LGR6, whose product is annotated as leucine rich repeat containing G protein-coupled receptor 6. The record is from RefSeq and is a predicted model, not a curated record. Gene Ontology annotation, molecular function: protein-hormone receptor activity; G protein-coupled receptor activity; protein binding. The transcript is spliced from 16 exons. Lineage: Eukaryota; Metazoa; Chordata; Lepidosauria; Squamata; Viperidae. Gene Ontology annotation, cellular component: membrane. Gene Ontology annotation, biological process: G protein-coupled receptor signaling pathway. Bases 137 to 2890 code for a protein of 917 amino acids.